Racocetra persica is the source of this 768-nucleotide messenger RNA. NCBI's taxonomy places the organism in Eukaryota, Fungi, Glomeromycota, Glomeromycetes, Diversisporales, Gigasporaceae. The record is from the annotation of a GenBank genome assembly.
AUGAAUACAGCGAAAGCUCUCCGUUUAAAAAGUAAAAUAAAUUGGACGUCUAACCAAUUCCUCUUUCACCCUCGAAGGAAUCGCACAUCUAUUUACGAUUUAAACGCUUUGACAGCAUUAGAACAUUAUAUGCAAAAAACAUUGUCCGACAUAACAAUUAAACAUACACCAACAAAAGUAGUAUUUCAGCAAUAUUAUUAUACUAAUGCAAUACAAGCACAACGACGUGGACUCGAAGAUACUGCUAAUGGAUCCACGAAAGAAGAUAUUGAAAUAUUUAAUCCCACAGCAUUAAAUAAACUUAAAGAACGUUUAUCUAAAUUAUACAACAAAGAAGUCGAAUUUACUUUAAUUAAACAACAUUAUCCAUACCUUAAUAGCAAGAUAUUGGCCCAAUACAUCGCUGUAAACGCAUCGCGUUAUAGGUUUAGACAAAUUCGGCGUUCACUUUUCAAAAAAAUUCCAUUGGUUGGUGGCAAUCCACAACAAAAUAAUCUUAAUGCUACUUCUGCGCUUAAGUGGAUCCAAUUAUCACGUUUAGGCCAACAAAUUCUACCGACUCAUCUUUCUGGCGUGAAAAUACAAAUAUCUGGUAGAAUGAGUCUUCGUAAAGGUUCUGCUAGAACUAGUGUAAUCAACAAAUCUAUAGGUAGUUUUAGAUUUCAUUCUUUAAAGAAUACUAUGAUUGAUUAUGCAAAGGUUGAACGUAAAAAUCAAAAUGGGGCUUAUUGUGUUAAAGUUUGGCUCAGUUCUUCAGUAGUUACAUAG